Molecule: messenger RNA, 1072 nt
Organism: Chenopodium quinoa (quinoa)
Lineage: Eukaryota; Viridiplantae; Streptophyta; Magnoliopsida; Caryophyllales; Amaranthaceae
Product: embryo-specific protein ATS3A-like
Exons: 4
Coding region: 186-758 (190 amino acids)
Molecular function (GO): protein binding
Source: RefSeq, a predicted model, not a curated record
GGAUUUAUGUGGGAUUUAUUACAAAAACGUGUAGCUGAAGCUGACUGCUAACAUCUGUUAUGUUUCUGUAUAAAUAAGAACUGUCUUCCUGCUUUUAAUUCACAUUAAAAUCCCAAUUUUCUCCCACAAAUUUCCUGAAAAUUUUGCAAAAAAAAAGUAUAUUCCUUUUUUUUUUCUUUGAAAAAAUGGUCAGACUUCACAUUUUCUUGGCCAUUUUUUCCAUCAUCUCCAUCCACGCUUCAUCAUCAUCACCAAUUCCUUCUACUGAAUCAACACUCCCUCUUUUUUCUAUCAGGAUUAAGCCUAAUCAGACUACUGCUUCAACAUGCACAUUUAGAGUUCGAAUUACAACAAGCUGCAGUUCUGUAUCAUACACUAGAGAUCAAAUUAGUCUUUCUUUUGGUGAUGCUUAUGGAAAUCAGGUGUAUGUGCCGAGGAUUGAUAAUCCAUCGGCUCGUGCUUUCGAGGCGUGCUCCACGGAUACAUAUGAUGUAAGCGGACCAUGUACAUAUGAUGUAUGCUAUGUGUACCUAUACCGGAGGGGACGUGAUGGCUGGAAGGUACAGAAUGUGCAAAUUUCCAGCCCUUAUAUAAGGACUGUGACUUUCAAAUACAACACAUGGAUACCAAACGAUGUUUGGUUCGGGUUCAACUAUUGCAAUGGAUCAUCCUCUCGAGGGUAUAAUAAACCUCAGUUAAGCACCCUUAUCAUGAUCAUAGCCCUGCUGUUUUUCGUGCUCGAAUGGUGCUUGUUUUGAAACUUUAGAAUUGAGUAUUAGAGCAGAAGGGCGUUCUUUUAUUGCCUUACGCUGCUAGUAAUUAAACCACAAAAUAGGAUAAUGUGGUUUGUGCUUUGUAUUUAUUUUUUCCUUUCACCCUACUAGGUUACAAGUGGUUCUACCCUAGAUUUUGACACCUUGUUCUUUCUAUAUAUGUCUACUUUGCUGCUAUAAAACUUUGUAAAUAAUUCUAAGAUCUGUCUUGGAGAAGGGUAUUUUUGGAGCUUAUGUAUUUUGUACUUGUUGGACAUGUAUAAUCGGUACUCUAUGUGUUAAUAUCUACCAAGUGUAGC